This is a messenger RNA of Gasterosteus aculeatus aculeatus (three-spined stickleback), 5711 nucleotides long. RefSeq names its product kinesin light chain 1a (gene klc1a). Lineage: Eukaryota; Metazoa; Chordata; Actinopteri; Perciformes; Gasterosteidae. The record is from RefSeq and is a predicted model, not a curated record. Gene Ontology annotation, biological process: microtubule-based movement. Gene Ontology annotation, cellular component: cytoplasm; kinesin complex. Gene Ontology annotation, molecular function: kinesin binding.
CGCCAUUUUCACGCACGGCGCAGCCAGUCGGUGCCCGAGCCAGAAGGACCAGCGAGCUGUCACUGCCCGGGACGCUGGUCCCCUUCGAGCCCCAUGAAGCCGCUGUCGAGUCGCCGCGGGACGGAAAUGAGAAACGGGCUUUUCUCCAAUGGCUCCGACUAAAGCCUGUGUUUUGACAGUUAGGGGGCUAGCUAUGGAGCUAGCUGGUCACCAGUAGCUGCGGUUGAUGCGCUGAAGUCGGCGGAACGUAAUCUCAGCCGGACACCGAUUUUGAAUAUUGAGAUUUAUAACGUUUAUUGUUUUAUUUUUUUUUACACAAUUCUGCUCAAACGUUGUGGGUCGAAAGAACAAGACAUCUAUUUAAAAGAAGACGGAAAGGCGAGAUAAACGGACGUUACAGGGAAGCUAAUACAUUGGCAACGGAUGUCCUAGAGAACGGAUGCGUGAGGACAUGUCCACCACGGUGUGCGUGAAGGAGGAGGAGGACCCCGGGGAGAAGCUGUCCCAGGAUGAGAUCAUCUCCCGGACCAAGCAGGUGAUCCAGGGGCUGGAUGCCCUGAAGCAGGAGCACCACUCCAUCCUGGACGGCCUGCUGGGAACGCUGCGCUGCCUGAAGCAGGAGGAGGAGGAGAGCGUCCUGGUGGAGGAGAAGUCCCACAUGAUCCGCAAGUCCAUGGAGAUGCUGGAGCUCGGGCUGAGUGAGGCGCAGGUGAUGAUGGCGCUGUCGAGCCACCUGAGCUCGGUGGAGUCGGAGAAGCAGAAGCUGCGGGCUCAGGUACGCCGGCUCUGCCAGGAGAACCAGUGGCUGAGGGACGAGCUGGCCGGGACGCAGCAGAAGCUGCAGAAGAGCGAGCAGAGCGUCGCCCAGCUGGAGGAGGAGAAGAAGCACCUGGAGUUCAUGAACCAGCUGAAGAAGUACGACGAGGACUUGUCCCCAUCGGAGGAGAAGGACUCUGAUUCCAGUAAAGAGACUCUGGACGAUCUCUUCCCAGAUGACCAGGACGACCAACCCCCAGGCAUCCAGCCGACCCACGGCAGCGCGGCGGCGGCGGCGGCCCAGCAGGGGGGCUACGAGAUCCCGGCCCGCCUGAGGACCCUCCACAACCUGGUGAUCCAGUACGCCUCCCAGGGCAGGUACGAGGUGGCUGUGCCCCUCUGCAAACAGGCCCUGGAAGACCUGGAGAAGACCUCUGGACACGACCACCCAGAUGUGGCCACCAUGCUCAACAUCCUGGCCCUGGUCUACAGGGAUCAGAACAAAUACAAGGAGGCGGCCAGCCUGCUGAACGACGCUCUGGCCAUCAGGGAGAAGACUCUGGGCAGGGACCAUCCGGCUGUCGCCGCCACCCUCAACAACCUGGCCGUCCUGUAUGGGAAGAGAGGGAAGUACAAGGAGGCGGAGCCUCUGUGCAAGAGAGCGCUGGAGAUCCGGGAGAAGGUGCUGGGGAAGGAGCACCCAGAUGUGGCCAAGCAGCUGAACAACCUGGCCCUGCUGUGCCAGAACCAGGGCAAGUACGACGAGGUGGAGUACUACUACAUGAGAGCGCUGGAGAUCUACCAGAGCAAGCUGGGCCCCGACGACCCCAACGUGGCCAAGACCAAGAACAACCUGGCCUCCUGUUACCUGAAACAGGGCAAGUUCAAGCAGGCAGAAACUCUGUACAAAGAAAUCCUCACCCGCGCCCACGAGAGGGAGUUCGGCUCCGUUGAUGAUGAAAACAAACCAAUAUGGAUGCACGCUGAGGAGAGAGAGGAGCAAAGCAAGGGGAAGCAGAAGGACGGCUCAGCGUUUGGAGAGUACGGAGGCUGGUACAAGGCCUGCAAAGUGGACAGCCCCACAGUGACGACCACCCUGAAGAACCUCGGCGCCCUCUACAAGCGGCAGGGCAAGUUCGAGGCGGCAGAGACUCUGGAGGAAGCCGCCAUGCGCUCCAGAAAGCAGGGUCUGGACACCGUGCACAAGCAGCGCGUGGCGGAGGUCCUCAGCGAGCCGGAGGUCCGCGAGAAGCAGCGGAGCCGCGAGAGUCUGACCUCCGACACGGUGAAGUACGAGAGCGGGCCGGACGGCGGCGAGGAAGUGAGUAUGAGCGUGGAGUGGAACGAGGACGGCUCCGGCGCUCUGAAGAGGAGCGGCUCCUUCAGCAAGCUGCGAGCCUCCAUCCGACGCAGCAGCGAGAAGCUCGUCCGCAAGCUGAAGGGCGGCGGCGCGUCCCGAGACAGCGAGCCCAAAAACCCCGGCAUGAAGCGAGCCAGCUCUCUGGGGGUUCUUAACGUGGCGGACGAGGCUGCGACCGAACAAGAACGAAAUAAUCAUCUGAGAAAGAGUCGAGACCUGAGCACCAGCCACAGUGACCUGCCGCGCUGAAGGUCAGCUUGACCCCAGCAGGCUGUGAGGGGCGGAGCCUGUGAGAUCACUUCCUGUCCAGACCCUCCCCCUCGUUAAGGAGCGUCUCACCAUCAAGUGUGUCUGUGUCGCUGCACUUUGUUUCUUAAUUGACUGCACAACAAGAGGAACGUGCACAGUGCUGCUGUGUGUGUGUGUGUGUGUGUGUGUGUGUGUGUGUGUGUGUGUGUGUGUGUGUGUGCGCGCUGUAUGUACUGUUACGUGUGUGAGGUCCAAUCAGUCCUUUUUAAAUAUUUAAUGCAGAGUUUAAACCUGUUUCUCUCGGCUCGUUGGUCCAGUUUAUCAGUGACGUCGACGAGCUCAUCCGUUCACCUCGGUGCUCUCGUGCUCGUCCUGAUGACGUCACGCCAAGAGACGGGAAACAUUUGCACCCUCUAGAAAUUCGGUUGAGAUUUACAUAAACACGACUGUAUUUCAGUCGAUAAAAGAGUCGAAAAAAACGUUAUUCGUCUUCUUUGUGUUUGGAGUCCACGAGUUUUCCUUUUGGUCGCUGAAUACGUCGUAGAGGAAGACCUGAUGGUUGUCAUGACGACGGCGUUUUCCAGUACGAGACAAAUAUUCACUACACUUGUAUUUAUUUGAACUGUCGAUGAACUCAUUAAUGGAAUUUUUUUGUCAAAAGUUGUCAACUUUGAAAAGCAAAGUUGCAGGCUGAUUACAUUACAUUACAUGUCAUUUAGCGGACGCUUUUAUCCAAUAGUGGAUAGUGGACAGUGAGCUCUUUAAUUACUGAUCUAUUGAUGCUUUAACAAACCUCGUUUCCCCACUCAAGCUUAACUUAAGCAACGAGAGAUGCAGAAUGAGGUUUUUAGCACCUGAGGACUCGUCCGGCAAUGACGUGUCUCUGGAGGCCGACCCGGCGUUUGCGUAGCCGGUAAGCGUUAGCGUAGCCGGCAGGCGUUAGCGUAGCCGGCAGGCGUUAGCGUAGCGCUCUCCCUCUGCAGGUUUCCAAUGAAAGUUCCGAACCGGGUUACUUGAAUCCAAAACACUAUAUUUUCUGCGUUGACCCGUAAUGGACACGUUGGGAGCCGCACCUCUUUCCCAAAAUGUUCCGUCCUGUGAUGAUCUCGCUUGUUUCUGUAUGAGGUUCUAUGUUUACAUUUGAGGGUUUUUUUUGUAAAUUAUGUUUUGUUUUUUCUCGCUGCUUUGAAGAGUUUAUCUUAAUAUCUUCCUGUAAAAAAACUAAAACACGGCCCUUGAGAACUACAGCGCAUUGAGGACCGACGCUGUACUUUCACGCACUGAAGCUUAAGCUGAAGAUAAGAUAAACCUGAAACUAAAGCUAAGCUAAGCUAUGGCUAAAGAUGAAGCUGAAGCUAAAGCCACUCCACACUUUUACACAUUAAUGGAGGAACUGUUACAGCAUCCAUUGUUACUUCCGGGUGUUUUAUUGUUUAUUCAAGACAACUCUUUACCAUGUUGGUAAAGUCGAAAGGAAUUCAACCAAAAAGUGCAAAUUAUGAUUUAUUUAAAAAUACUCAUUAUUGUGCAAGAAUUAUUCCGGUGAUUUAAGAUGCAAAUGUAAAAAAUAUCUAUUGGUUUUAACCAAAAAUAAGCGGGACUAUUCCUCCCGAAGCUACAUUAGAUAUCAUUUAACAAAGAUAUAUCACCGUAUAUCAGCGAUUCACUUUGAAAUCAAAAGUGUGAUUUAAAAGAUACAUAAUUAAUUUACUGACCGAAUAAGAAGGAAACAUGUUGCUUCAAAACCAAAAUAGCAAAGUUGAUUUUGCAUCACUCAAAACAGACUUCAGACAAAGAGCAACGUUGCUAAACUCAAAUAAAUUAAAUUUACUGGCAUUUAAUAGAAAGAAAAGCUGCAAAUUUCAUCUGAACUCUUAAAUCCAGUUUCACUGCUGAGACAAACCGUAAUCUCUUUGUUUGGAAAACAACUCACUUGAUUCUGAUUUGAUGAAAAUGAAUUAAUAUCCGGAGGGAAGUUGGGAAUUUAUUUGCAGUCCAAAAAUAUUGUUUUAUUAAAAAUCCCUUUUAUUAGCAGCUGAAAGACUCAAAGUGUAAAUAUGUAAGAUGAAUAGAUUUGAUGAUUUGAAAAAGGUUACUUUUACUUUUGUGAGUGCGAUAAUUCAGUCAAAGUGAUUUUUGAAAUGUUAAAAUACUGUUUUCCUUGAUAGCAAUGAAUUUCUUGACGUCACAGAGUCGAGUGAGGUGAAGCUUCUUGUUGACCGUUGAUCGGUCUUUUUUAAAUCGUUGUCUUAUUGUUCCACAAAGUAACGCGGCACAUAACUUUACUACUUUGCUGGUUCUAAUGAACCGGGCAACUUUUAGGGCCAUAAACUGAUGUACAGACGUAAUCUAAUGUUUGAAAACAAAAGAUUCAAAAGCUAGAAAUUCAUAUAAAUAUUCACUAUUGAAUCAAUUUCAUAAUAGAAAUUCCUACAUUUUAAAGGCUUAAAAGAAGUUUAAAAGAAACUUGGUUGUUAAAAAAAAAAAAAUCGAAUCCGUCAUCUUUAGUAUCCCUGUGUGUGUGUGUGUGUGUGUGUGUGUGUGUGUGUGUGUGUGUGUGUGUACACAUACUAUGCUGUGCUCUUAGAACUUAAAAUGACUUCUAAGCAGUUUUCAAUGAACCAACAAGACUUUUUCUGCGUGAUUAAGAUGAGGUGAAUGUAAAUUUAACGGCUUUAUGAAAUCUCUGGAUUCUCUAUGGAGGUAAAAACCUCUCAGUCCGUCCUUUAUAUUUUACUCUUUAAAAGAUUAUCAACCCCGAGAAAUAUAAUAUUCUGCUCACGUCCUGCCACGGAAACGGUGUCAGUUAUUAAAGUCAAUAUUUACGGUUUUAUUAUAAAGUUUAUCAAAGCAUCAUUCUGGUCACAUCAUAGAUCCUCUCGUGUGUUUAUAUAGCAUCCUAGUUACCAUGGCAACGCAUCGGGCCCUGCCCCUUCGUCGCCCACGGCUCCACGCCGUGACGUCCGGCCUGUGAAAUCUACGUUUUUUUAAAACGGGAACAACAGGGAGACACAAUAUUGAAUGUGGGGUUGUUUUUGUUCUUACUUUUUUAAAUGUUCAUGUUAAAUCUUUGUGAGCCCGCUGUGCUUCCUGCAAAGCGGCGUCGCGUCCCGUGUGGAAAAUGCUCCUGGAUGAAACUGGCAUUCAUGACUCGUCCUCCCAGAUGUGCAGGUCGACCGCACAUUCCUCUGGCUGUGGCGUCGUUAGACAGUAAUAACAGUGUAAUAGAGCACCAGCAGAUCUCAGCAGAAACAUGCAAACCUGUUCUAACUUCACGUGAGGACGUUUGUCUGCAAACUGAUGUUAUUUUAGUUUUAAAUGUGUUUCAAUAAAAUGCUCAAAUUCG